Setaria italica (foxtail millet) is the source of this 1760-nucleotide messenger RNA. Its product is annotated as probable sodium/metabolite cotransporter BASS5, chloroplastic. The coding region runs from base 209 to 1663 and encodes 484 amino acids. The record is from RefSeq and is a predicted model, not a curated record. Lineage: Eukaryota; Viridiplantae; Streptophyta; Magnoliopsida; Poales; Poaceae. The transcript is spliced from 11 exons. Gene Ontology annotation, cellular component: membrane.
CCAAAUCAGAAGGUGCUAUGCUAACCCCGUUGUAUAAUCAAUCUCCCAGCCAAUUUUGUUCCAUUCCGUCCUUGUCCAAGCUCCCAACAAAUCUCCACUUCACUGCGUCACGCGAAGAACUCUCAAAUCACAAGCAAGACGCUCAACUCUGUUCUCCACUUCUCCCUUCCUCAGCUGCCGCUGCAGCGCCCCACUCCCUCGCGGUCAAAUGGCCCCUGCCGCCGCCGCCGCCGCGGCCGUCCUGAGGCGGCCCCACCUCGCCGGCGUCCACUCGUUGGCAGGCCGCCGGCAGCCGGUGGUGGACCGCGUCUCGGUGCUUCCUCCGGCGACCCGCGUUUCAUGGCAGCGGGGAUCUGGAGGGGUUGCUAUGAGGCGGCGCCUCUGGGUGAGUGCGAGUGGUUCCAUGGAGCAAGAUGACGUUGGGGAGGACGCGGUGUUGCCUUCUCAGGUAGUGGAGGAGGGUAAAGUAGAUUUGCUGAAGAUCCUAAGGAGUGCUAACACCGUUAUUCCCCAUAUAGUGCUCGGGAGCACAAUUCUGGCUCUGGUGUACCCGCCUUCUUUUACAUGGUUCACAACCAGGUAUUAUGCACCAGCUUUGGGAUUCUUGAUGUUUUCUGUUGGUGUGAACUCAAGCGUCAAGGAUUUUGUUGAAGCAAUAAAAAGGCCAGAUGCUAUUGCUGCCGGCUAUAUUGGACAGUUCGUCAUCAAGCCUCUGUUUGGAUUCCUUUUUGGUACUCUUGCAGUUGCAGUUCUUAAUUUUCCAACUGCUCUAGGUGCUGGUAUCAUGUUAGUUUCAUGUGUGAGCGGAGCACAGCUUUCAAACUAUGCAACUUUCCUGACGGAUCCACAUAUGGCUCCUCUCAGCAUUGUUAUGACAGCAUUGUCAACCGCUACUGCAGUUUUUGUCACCCCAACAUUAUCUUACUUUCUUAUUGGCCAGAAAUUACCUGUAGAUGUCAAAGGGAUGAUGUCCAGCAUUGUUCAAAUAGUUGUUGCUCCGAUUGCAGCUGGAUUGCUCCUGAAUAGAUUCCUUCCAAGGCUCUGUGCAGCUAUUCAGCCAUUUCUCCCUCCGUUAUCAGUAUUUGUCACCGCAUUGUGUGUUGGCUCACCACUAGCUAUAAAUAUUAAGGCUGUUUUGUCUCCAUUUGGAUUAGCCAUCGUGCUGCUCCUUUUUGCGUUCCAUACCUCAUCUUUUCUAUCUGGUUAUCAUCUUGCUGGUACUUGGUUUCACAAGUCAGCCGAUGUGAAGGCACUACAGAGAACAAUAUCUUUUGAGACAGGAAUGCAAAGUAGCCUUCUUGCUCUUGCUUUAGCAAACAAGUUCUUCCCAGAUCCACUUGUGGGUGUGCCUCCAGCCAUAUCGGUUGUGUUGAUGUCCUUAAUGGGGUUUUCACUCGUCAUGGUAUGGGUGACGGCGAUGUGGCUGGUUUGGGACUACGGGGAGAGGACGGGGAUCAAGGGCUGGAAGGGCCUCUCUUGGGGGAUGGUUCCACUUCUCGGUGGAGCGAUGUGCGCUUGCACAUGGCAUUUCUUCUACAAUUCAGAGUCCCUUGAAGUCCUUGUAGCUCUGCAAGGUGCUCUGACGGUGAUUGGUAACAUGACAAUGUGUAUUGCUGCAUACCGCAUCUUCAAAGCGUCCCAGGAAAGCUCUAAAACUUCAUAGGCUGCAAGAUUGUAUCUUAUAACUGGUUUCACAAGGAGUGGUUUGCACCUUCUGAAAAAUGAUUAUGACCAAGUUGAAUAACAUGGAAGUGCAUCUA